AUUGUGGUUCUCUUAGACAGUGGUGAAAUGAGUGUAUUUUGUUAGAGUUUCUUUGACAGUUCAAAAAUGAAGUUUGAAUCGGUUUUGCUCUUUGUCAAGACUGCAAUUAUUAUUUUCAAAGGAUACAGAGGUGAAGAGUUUAUUUACUGCGAAUCUUACAAUGCGGCUACUUGCGACAAAUCAAACAAGAAAGAUUGUUUCACGCAAGAAAAAUGUGGAUCGAUUACGUCGGAUCAACAUAAUCAUUGUUUUACUCUUUGGGAAUAUAAUUUUGGUACAGAUAUUUCGGAGGUGCAGAUGAAGGGUUGUUUUUUGAACAAUAAAGAUUGUUACGAGAAAUCUCAUUGCGUCGUGAAAAAUAAAGAAAGUACUAAGCAGCUUUAUUUUUGCUGCUGCAACGGCCAGAUGUGUAAUAAAAAUAUUACUUAUACCAAUAUGAUAAUUAAAAAGCAAGAUACAAUUUCUAUCAACGAUAAAAAAAAGAUAAUUAAAGUUUUCUUGACAGAGAGCCAAUUUCAAAUUCUCGUACCAAUGCUGGCCACUUUAUUCUUUUUAAUCGUAGUUGUUAUCGUUAUCAGUUGUUUACUCUAUCAGCGAAGUAAAUUGGAUAAAAUCAAGGUGUCAAAAUCAGAGUUCGACCAAAAUCAAAUUCAGUUGCCAACAAUCGUCACACAAGACCCAUCCUUACGACAAUUAGAACACGAGAACGAGACUUCCGAUCAAUCUGAAAUCAAGCUAUCAAAUGUUUUGACGAUAACUACCAAGUUGAUCAAGAAAAAAGCAUCGGGACGAUUCGGUGCAAUUUGGACGGGGCAGCGUAGCAACGGUGAGAUAGUUGCAGUAAAAGUAUUUUCGCUGUCUGAAAAAUAUGCAUGGCACGCCGAGCUCACAGUUUUCCGUUUACCUGGAAUGGAUCACGAGAAUCUAUUGCAAUUCAUUGGUGCUUGUCAUGUCGGAGACUCUCUCAAAUCGGAAUUCUGGUUGCUUACUGAAUACUGCGAGAAAGGAUCGCUUUACGAUUAUUUAAGGGAGAACACUGUCACAUGGGAGGAGCUAACUAAUAUUACACUAUGCAUUGUGAGAGGUUUGAAACACUUACACGAAGAGCAACGUGAUCCUAUUGGCAAUCAUAAACCAGUCGUUGCUCAUCGCGACUUCAAAUCCAAAAAUGUCCUUAUAACAGGAAGCAACCCAAUACGCGUGUGUAUUGGCGAUUUCAAUAUGGCCUUGGUGAUCGAAAAUGAUGGUAGUUGUGUUAGUCGAUGUGGGCGAGUAGGCACUCUGCGUUAUAUGGCCCCAGAGAUUCUUGAUGGAGCUAUCAACUUCACGAAAAAUGCCAUUCUGUCGAUCGAUAUGUAUGCAUUUGCACUUGUACUUUGGGAACUUAUGUCGAGAUGCGUAAUCGACGAGAAUCCGGUCUCUGAUUAUCAAUUGCCAUUUCAAACCGAAGUAGGUUUGAUGCCUAAAUUAUCGGAAAUGCAGGACUGUGUUGUAUGUAAACGGCUCAGACCUCGAAUAAACGAAAUUUGGAGCAGCCGUUCAGAUCUUGCUGUCAUUCGUAAUAUUGUCGAAGAGUGUUGGGACCAUGACCCUGAUGGGCGUAUUUCUUCUUCAACAGCGAUGGAAAGAAUAACUGAUUUAAUAACAAAUAAUUUCUAAAUUAUUUCUUUGAUUAAAAAUGUUCAUGAUUUGACUUUGUGCAUAUACGUAUAAUAGCGUUAAUUCUUGUAAAUAGUAGAUGCUUCUAAUAUACA
This is a messenger RNA of Phymastichus coffea, 1754 nucleotides long. Its product is annotated as activin receptor type-2B-like. Gene Ontology annotation, biological process: protein phosphorylation; activin receptor signaling pathway; cellular response to growth factor stimulus. Gene Ontology annotation, cellular component: activin receptor complex; plasma membrane. The record is from RefSeq and is a predicted model, not a curated record. The transcript has 8 exons. Gene Ontology annotation, molecular function: activin binding; ATP binding; activin receptor activity. Lineage: Eukaryota; Metazoa; Arthropoda; Insecta; Hymenoptera; Eulophidae. The coding region runs from base 67 to 1659 and encodes 530 amino acids.